AUGGUCAACCCAACCCAAGCAUUGAGGUACAUCCAAGCUCAGCUCACACUCUAUACCCUCCUAUUAUUUCUUUGUCUCCAACAGAACCCAUAUCUACAGGUCACAAAGGCUAAUUCUAAAGUCGAUGGGUAUGAUAGUGACGCACCCAUAACUGGAGCUGGUAACCGACGAGGCCGCCAGAACUCGGAUGAUUCGACUGCGAGCGAUGCUACCGACCCCAUUCAGGACCUUGUCAACCCUCAGACACUGGCCCAGGGAGACGACCCGUUGAUCGGACCAUCUGCCGCACGUGCACUUGACAAGAAGAAUAAGAAAGACGGGGAUCAGGUUGAGAAGAAGAAUGAUGGAAGCCUGAAUAUCAGGAUUCAUUUGGAUCUGCAUGCUAAAGUCAGGCUGGAUCUAGAGGCUGAUCUGUAUGGUGAUAUUGUGAUUGGAUUACUGUAA
Molecule: messenger RNA, 444 nt
Organism: Penicillium antarcticum
Lineage: Eukaryota; Fungi; Ascomycota; Eurotiomycetes; Eurotiales; Aspergillaceae
Exons: 1
Coding region: 1-444 (147 amino acids)
Source: RefSeq, a predicted model, not a curated record